Molecule: messenger RNA, 2922 nt
Organism: Clarias gariepinus (North African catfish)
Lineage: Eukaryota; Metazoa; Chordata; Actinopteri; Siluriformes; Clariidae
Gene: grhl3
Product: grainyhead-like transcription factor 3
Exons: 15
Coding region: 243-1907 (554 amino acids)
Biological process (GO): regulation of transcription by RNA polymerase II
Cellular component (GO): nucleus
Molecular function (GO): DNA-binding transcription activator activity, RNA polymerase II-specific; RNA polymerase II cis-regulatory region sequence-specific DNA binding
Source: RefSeq, a predicted model, not a curated record
UCAGCCAAUCAGGUGCGACUUUGUGAAAGCUACCUGUCAGGACAGAUAAAUACGCCAGCAGCGGCAGGCCCAAAUCAGAACCGCUUCACUCAAGGAGGUGCACAGAUUGAACCACUUUCUCUCUCUCUCUCUCUCUCUCUCUCUCUCUCUCUCUCCGUUAUAUAUCAAAACGGAACCACAGAACGUACCAGAGAGGAGAGCUUAGACUGAGGAUUUUAUUUUUGCAGCGUCUCAGGAACGACAUGACCAAGGAGAUUGAGGCUCUGAUGAUUUUGCCAAACGAGAACUUUAAUUACCCAUGCUACACUGACAGUUACCUAAUGGACUCCUGGAAUUACAUGGACAUCGAUACCAGCAAAGCUAAAUCCAGGCUUGCUGACGACGAUCUGAACAAUAUCUCCAUCUUCAACGGAAACUGCAAGACCCCCAAAGAGCAGAAGAUGACUUCUUGCUCACACGGUGACAGUGCAUUUAAACCAAUGGACAGAACACCCAACGGUUCGUCCCCUGAGUUGACAACUCUGCAAAACUCACAGCUCAUGAAGCUGGCAUCCCAGCAAAUUCCUCCAAACAACAACUACAUCCAGGCCGUCGCAGGCGACAGCUACGACAAACAAGCCAUCAACAGCAUAUUCGAUUCGCUAAUGCUCAACGUGUCUCAGAAAAUAUGGUCUUCGGAUACCCCGUACCCAGACCCCAGCGCUGAACCGCUACCGUACAACACCGAUUUUGUGGACCACCCGAGUCCAGAUUACUCGGAUUACUCCAACUCUUCUCCCGAGAAGUUCAGGAACAAUUUCCAGUUUUUCCUCGGAGCACCGCAAGCCUCCCAAAACAAGACCACUGAGGUUCCUAUGGUGUACCUGAACAAGGGCCAGUUCUACCCCAUCACUCUGCAGGCAGUGGACAGGAAUGCUGGGAUCCCAUGCAAAGUGAAGGUUAUGGUCAUGGCAGUGUUUGAAAAUGAAAAGAGUCCUGAGAUGCAGCUGAAGUGCUGGAAUCACUGGCACGCACGGCAGCCAACCGCUAAGCAGAGGGUCAUUGAUAUCGCCGACUAUAAGGAAGUCUUCAGCGGAGUCAGCAACGUAGACGAGGUCGCUUUUAACGCCUUAUCGUUCAUCUGGAACACCAACGAGGAGGCGAAGGUGUACGUGGGUAUCAAUUCCCUCAGCACAGACUUCUCGUCUCAGAAAGGGGUGAAAGGCGUCCCUCUAAACCUGCAGAUUGACACGUUCGACUUCAGCUCUGGCACUAACCAUCUCCUCCACCGAGCCGCCUGCCAGGUCAAGAUCUUCUGUGAUAAGGGCGCAGAGAGGAAGAUGCGAGAUGAAGAACGCAAAAGGGUCAAGAGGCGAACCAAGAAUGUUGCUGACUCCACUAAUGGGGGAAAACAGACUUUGGUGUCCAGCUCUAUUGGGAAGGACUGCACUUUCUUCAAGCCCCUGGAAGACCACGUCACACAGCCUGUGCUGUUCAUCCCAGAGACUCACUACAGCAACCUGCAGCGCUUGGCAGUGACAACCAGCACAGAUGAAGGUGAGAGGAACUCGCUGAAACGCGUCGCCUGUUUCUCUGAUUCGGGAGAUAGAUCUGGCUCACCACCGAGCAAACAACCACGCAGGGAAGAACAGCAAAGAGUCCUCCUGUAUGUACGGCAAGAUACAGAGGAAGUCUUCGACGCCCUCAUGCUGAACUCGCCCACCCUGAGAGGACUCAGACAAGCGAUUUCGGAAAAGUAUGGCAUGCAAGAAGACACCAUCGUGAAAAUCUUCAAAAAAUGCAAACGAGGGAUUUUCGUGAACAUGGACGACAACAUCAUCGAACACUACAGCAACCAUUCAGCCUUCCUCAUCGAGAUCACCGAAAUCGUGCGCAAUCAAUUCCAAAUCACGCUACUCGAGUUAUGAGUGACAUCAUGAACAUCUUCUAGUGUCUAGUCCCAAUCUGAAAGCACUGCCACAUUUUUUCCCCCCAUGGCUGUUCCCAUGGAGACGAUGGAGCUCUGCAGGUUCACAGCUAAACAUCAGCACCCAUAUUAAUUACCUCUGUAAAUACAAUGUAUUUCCUUGGUUGUUUUUUUUAUUAUAUAUUAUUUUUUAUUAUUUUUUAACCACAAAUUAAAUAUGUUGUAAGAAAUUAUGAUUUGUUAUACAAAACGACUAGUGGAUAAAUGAACGAGUUGUAAAUAUGAAUUGUACAUAGAAGUGAAUAUUGAUAAGACUUUGUUAAGACUUUGUUUAUCUUAUGGUUAGAUAUGAUUUAUUAAUAUUUCAGUGAUAGCUUUGCAAGGUCUGUUUAUUUGUAGAAGUCCGAGCCCAACAUCACCCAUCACCGCUGCUUUCUAUGCUUUCUCAUGAUUUCUAUGGAAGGAACAAACACAGUAGAGGACAUGGUAGUGGUAUUGCUUAUGCAUGCUUGUGUAGAUUGCAUUAACUUCACGUAUGAGCCUCCUAAGCCUGAGUAGGUUCAUACACUUCCGGUCAGGACUCUGUAGCUUCACGCUAGCCUGCGGUUUUGGACUUUGAACGUCACACAUUUCCUGCCCGCGGAGCCACAUUUCUGCCUCAGUGUUUCACCUGUGAAAGAUCAGUAGCUGGUGGCCUUUUGUUGCACAGCGCCACAUGACUCCGCACAUUUCGAGGCUGCUCGGGCAUUACGGGUUUCACGGCCACGUAGCCUCUCGUCCUCCCACAUUUAGCUAAAAAAAUAAAGAAUUAAUGAACCACAAAAAAAAGAAAAACACCAGGAAAAGCAAAUCCCUGAUCACAAUUUUGAUUGAUGACCUGAUAAUUUUUUUUUGUGGAAUAUUUCGGAUUUCACAUCACAAGCAUUUCAACUGCUUUGUGUUUCCAUUGUAUAUCGAUUGAUAAUUUUGCAACAUUAACGCCUUUGCUUUUGUAUUUCGUCUACUUUUAUAAUGAA